Molecule: messenger RNA, 711 nt
Organism: Leguminivora glycinivorella
Lineage: Eukaryota; Metazoa; Arthropoda; Insecta; Lepidoptera; Tortricidae
Exons: 6
Coding region: 28-618 (196 amino acids)
Source: RefSeq, a predicted model, not a curated record
ACAAGUGCAGACACAAAUCUCGCAACGAUGCGCCUCACCAUUUUAUGCUGUUUUCUGCUGUUCAGCUGUGCCCUGUCGAAGACUGUGACGAAGGCACUGACGGAGUCUCUGGGGCAAGAGGUUAUAGAGAUAGGUGCUCCAGUUAAAGAAAUACAACCGGAAUUGGAAGAGGAACCGUCUAUGGAAAAGGAUGACGAUGACACUACAAAAGCAGCACCGGCCACAAAGAAGAAGAUGGAUGGAAGACGCAAAAUGAAAGACGUUGACAGAAUCGACGGAGUGGAACAGGAGGACGAUGAACAACGUGUCGAAAAAGAGUUAGCGGACAUCUAUAAAGAUAACGAUUAUAAAGCGGACAGCAACGAGCUGAAAGCUAGUGGCGAAGGCGAUUCCGUUUUAAGGCAGGGGAAGAAAACCGAGUACAAGUUUCAACCAGAUUUGAAUAAUCCGAAAGAGGUGGAGGCAUUUCGGACGUCAUUGGAUGGUCUAGCGUGCGAUAAGAAGGCUAAACUCGCUCAUGAUGCCAGAACAACUACCCCUAGCACUCAAAAGGCGGCCAGUACUUACGUCAGUAUGGCACUCUUCACUAUGUGCACUCUCGGCAUUUUCUACUCAUAAAUAGUAAAAACUUUAUUUUUUUUACAUUUUGCCUUAUUUUACUUGUGUGGUUAAAUUAUGAAGUAUGGAAUACAUUAUGGUAUUUAACACCAA